Molecule: messenger RNA, 2650 nt
Organism: Armigeres subalbatus
Lineage: Eukaryota; Metazoa; Arthropoda; Insecta; Diptera; Culicidae
Product: cytochrome P450 4C1-like
Exons: 6
Coding region: 180-1535 (451 amino acids)
Molecular function (GO): monooxygenase activity; iron ion binding; heme binding
Source: RefSeq, a predicted model, not a curated record
AUUUGCUGUAACCCGGCUUCGCUUACCACCGUGAUAACCCCCGACGGCGAUUUUUGGUUGUUUUGAUAAUUUAAGGUCAAAGUCAAGGCCCUUCAAUUAUAUUAAAUAAAAACCUUUCCAGUCACACGAUUGUCGCUGCAUCUAUGCGAUUUGUGAAUGCUUCCCAAUGUAAAUAAUCUAUGAGGAUUUUCGAAACAGGAAUCCGCUUGAUAAAGCAGCAUGGACCAAACCUUUUCCUGUGGGGACUACUGAAUCAAAAUAUUCUGAUCUUGGGCGACACAAAACAAGUCGAGAAAGUCCUGUUAGCAAAACAAACGCAAAAAUCGGUUCUCUACAGUUUUCUGAACAGCUGGCUACGCACCGGCCUUUUGCUGGCCAGUGGGGAAAAAUGGUUCCAACGGCGACGCAUCAUAACCCCGACGUUCCAUUUCAAAAUUUUGGAACAGUUCGUGUCGGUUUUCAAUCGGGAGGCAGAUACCAUGGUGAAUUUGAUGAGGAAGCAUGCGGGCGGGAAGGAGUUUGAUGUGUACUCGUAUGUGACACUGAUGGCUUUGGAUAGUGUUUGCGAGACCUCAAUGGGAACAACAGUCAAUGCUCAGAAUGACCCCGACAAUAGAUAUGUGCAAAAUGUCAAAAGAAUGUCCGUCCUCUUUUUGAUGCAAGUUGUCAGUCCACUAGGAGCACACCCAAAAGUAUAUUCCGUCGUACACCCUAAUGCCUAUGAACAACGAAGCCUCGUCCAAGAACUGCAUGAAUUCACCGACAAUGUUAUAGUGAAUCGGAGGCGACAGCUUGAAUCUGAACCUAAGCUGGAUAUCAAUCAAAAUGAGGAAGGAUUGUACACCAAGGAAAAGAUGACAUUUUUAGAUCUGUUGUUGAACGUCACAGUUGAUGGAAAACCGCUGAGCGAUGUGGAUAUCCGCGAAGAAGUAGACACAUUCAUGUUUGAGGGUCACGAUACCACAACUAGUGGUAUAUCCUUCACCAUCUAUCAGUUGGCGCUGAAUCCCCAUGUUCAAGACAAAAUAUACGAUGAGAUCGUGGCAAUUCUAGGAAAAAAUCCCAAAUCAGUUGAACUGACAUACCAGUCCCUUCAAGAGUUCAAAUACUUGGAGAUGGCGAUUAAAGAAGCUCUUCGUCUGUUCCCAUCAGUUCCUUUCAUUGGACGCAAUCUUGUCGAGGCUCUGGAACUUGAUGGAAUCACGCUUCCGGUCGGGCAAGAUAUCCUGAUCCCAAUCUACAUGAUCCACCGCAAUCCGAAGGUGUAUCCCGAUCCGGAACGAUUCGAUCCGGAGCGCUUUUCUGACAGUGCGGAAUCCAAGCGAGGUCCAUAUGACUACAUCCCGUUCAGUGCCGGCUCGCGGAACUGCAUUGGUCAACGGUUCGCCAUGUUGGAGAUGAAAACUGCCCUGAUCAAAUUGAUUGGCAGCUAUCGAGUGCUGCCGGGUGAAUCGAUGAAGGAACUGCGCAUCAAGACGGAUUUGGUUUUACGGCCCAAUGCGGGUGUUCCGAUUCGCUUGGUAGAACGGGUCUAGGGUUACUAAUAUUCUGACUAAAAGCUAUAUCACGUGAUAUUUUUAAGAAACAACUUACAUAUUAUUUAAAAAAAAAUAGAUUGAUCGUUUUGACUUUUUCGUAGUGAUAUAGCUCGUAGUCUAAAUAUGUUAUAAGGCAGUGAUAGGUAUUAGGGUGUAUUAACAAAAUACGAAAUAAAGAAGACAUUACAUAUUACUAGGCGUGGAACAAAUAAAAUAAAGAUGAAAUACGCAUCAAAUGAUAUUAAGGUAUCGGCAGGUAUUACCGUCAGGCUAUUGCACUUCGGCACAUAUGGUCGGGAUUCAGCCAAACCGCACCAAGCGGCUUUUCGACUGACUUGUGAUAUUUUGUUCGUACAAGGACAACGGAAAUAGUUUCAUAUCAAUGUAAGCAUACAUUUGCAGUAGGAUAUCCUCAGUUAUGGGGUUGAGGGAUAUUCGAUGCGAUUUGCGAUCAAUUAAAUCUGUUAUACGAAAGUUUGAGUAUAAAAAUCGGUAAUUUUUCUAUGGCGCUUGGUGUGAUUUGGCUGAACCCCGACCACAUGUACAUUAAAGCCGCAAUAGCAUCCUUUAGUACAACUGGCCCUGAAUUGAACUUAACUUAUACCAAAGCGCUUGUGACGUGUUUUGAUAUCUACCAAACGCAGCGCAGCUCUCACAGAACGGCAUGCCGAUUCGAUCACAUGGAGGAUGAUUAGCUUGUAGGCAGCAAACUUAUUUCUAGGAACAAGGACGACCGACGGUUGAUCAAAGGGUACAGUAGUUACAACAAAACGAUACACUUCAUCACCGUCUUCAAAACUAGUUGACGAAAAUUAUAUCAAUAUGUGUUACAAAUAACAAUAUCUGCAAUAAUUUUGUUAUAACUUAUCUGUCUUAGAUGAAGAAAAAAUUAUGAUCGUCAUAACAAAAUUAUAACAAAAUGUGAUAAAAUCAAUACGAUCAGCAAUAUUUGUAACACAACCAGUGAUAGCUUUGUUUCUUUUCAAUACCUAACAAAAUUUGUAACAAUUUUAGCUAUUUUCACUACUUUAAAUGCAACACACAGACCUGUGGUUGUGGGGAGUCGCGGUUAGUCGCUUUUCCGGGAUGAUUUUCUUGUUCAAGACACUACA